UUAACAAAAUUAAAUCCAAAUGUAUUUAAAUAUUAUUGUUUAGAAAAAAAUGAAAAUAAUAAUAUUUGUUCAAUUAAAUUAAAUGAUUAUCAAUUAAAAUUUUUAUCAUUAUCAUCAAAUACUAAACUUGUUAAAUUAAAUAUAUUACUUGAAAAUGAUUAUUAUCUUCAUUCAAAAGAACAAUUUUUAUUUCAAUAUUUACAAAUCUUAAUAGUUAAAUAUCAUUCUUUAACAUGGGAAAAACCAUUUAUUAUUUGUCAAUAUUUAAAACAAAUUAAAAUUCAUCUUAAAAAUCAUUGGAAUCAUUCACAAAGGAUGAUCAAAUUAAUUCAUUUGGAAAACUAUCAAAUCCAUUUUUAA
This is a messenger RNA of Rotaria sp. Silwood2, 360 nucleotides long. The record is from the annotation of a GenBank genome assembly. NCBI's taxonomy places the organism in Eukaryota, Metazoa, Rotifera, Eurotatoria, Philodinida, Philodinidae.